Messenger RNA from Ambispora leptoticha, 768 nucleotides. The record is from the annotation of a GenBank genome assembly. Lineage: Eukaryota; Fungi; Glomeromycota; Glomeromycetes; Archaeosporales; Ambisporaceae.
AUGCGCACCGUCUCAAUUCACAAAUUAUUCAAAAAAUUAAAUGAGCAUUGUCUUAACAUAAUCAGCGAAGAGCCCCAUAUGAUUUUCGAAGCUAAUGAUUUUUUAUCCCUGGAAGAAUCGGUGCUCGUGUCCAUCCUCAAACGCGAUGAUCUAGGUAUGGAUGAGAUUGAAAUUUGGAAUUCAAUUAUCAAAUGGGGCACGGGAAACACUUUGAGCUUAUCUAAAGAACCUGUAUCAAAAUGGACACCUGAAAACUUUGCCGCUCUCGAAAAGACUCUUCAUCAAUGCAUCCCAUUGAUUCGAUACAGUGAUAUCUCGAGCACUGAUUAUUUCGAAAAAGUAAUGCCUUAUCGAAAAAUCAUCCCGAAGGAUAUGAAAACGGAAAUUUUGGGUUAUCAUCUUAAAGAUUCGACUCCGCAACCUAUUAAAAUUUUACCUCCGCGAUCAGGCUCAUUUGACUCUAAAAUUAUUAAUCUUAAACACACUAAUUAUCUUAAUGCGCCUGAUGCAUUUAUAUUUUCCUUCGAUAAAAAUGAUCUUCAAAGUGCAAAAAUUUCACGCAACAACUCAGGAAAUCAAAUAGCAUACCGAUACAACAAUUACCAAGUUGAUGAUCACUAUUUCAAUGAAAACUUAUAUAUCAGCGAUAACUGUAAUCUAUACGCGUCGAGCUGGUAUUACCAUAGGGAUAUGGAAGAAUCUCAAGUUAAUUUUAAAGUGGAUGAAUAUGAAGUAUUUCAAAUUGUACCAAAAGAUCACGCGAAGUGA